Messenger RNA from Sinocyclocheilus rhinocerous, 857 nucleotides. Its product is annotated as fibroblast growth factor 22-like. Gene Ontology annotation, molecular function: growth factor activity. The coding region runs from base 222 to 857 and encodes 211 amino acids. The transcript is spliced from 3 exons. NCBI's taxonomy places the organism in Eukaryota, Metazoa, Chordata, Actinopteri, Cypriniformes, Cyprinidae. The record is from RefSeq and is a predicted model, not a curated record.
AGUUCUCAUUCAUCAUUCUGAAGAGCAAGACCAACAGACAGCUGGUUACAAGACCAAAGAGAAACACUUGAGUUUGAAAUUGGUCACUUUCUUUUUCAAGGAUUUUUUUACCCUCUCUUCCCAUGUUCCUGCUUACGGUUCUGCGUGAGGCAGAGUGCCCAGCGAAGACCCUCAUCAUGCCGACUACUUGUGCAAGGUGCACCUUGGGAGUCUGACCCAUCAUGUGCAAAUGGACACCUACUACCGCUGGUCUCCACUCCGACCUCACCUUCGCUGGCUCAGCCCUCCCUUCUUAUCCUUUUUCUUUGCUAUGCCUGUCCCUGCUCUUUCUAGCUUGCUCUGCUCUUGGAGGUUGCUCACCUACACUGGGCCAUGACCCCCUUCAUGCGCUGGCACAGGGCACAAACUGCUCGUGGACUCUGGAGCGGCACACGCGCAGCUACAACCACCUCGAGGGUGACGUCCGUCUUCGGCGCCUCUAUUCCGCCAACAAGUUCUUUCUCUGCAUCGACAAGACGGGCAAGGUGGAUGGCACACGUCGGAAGAAUUACCCUGACAGUCUGAUGGAAAUCCGAUCUGUCAGUGUGGGAGUUGUCGCCAUCAAAUCUGUCAGCACUGGCCUGUACCUAGCUAUGUCCAAAAAGGGAACGCUCUUCGGAUCGGUCAGAUACAGCCCCAGUUGCAAGUUCAAAGAGCGCAUAGAAGAGAACGGCUAUAACACCUACGCCUCGCUGCGCUGGAAGCACAGGGGCAGGCAGAUGUUCGUGUCGCUGAACGGCCGAGGGAAACCCCGCAGAGGUCACAAAGCUAGACGGAGACACCCAUCUACUCAUUUCCUCCCUAUGCUGGCCACAUAG